CUUCUUUCAAUUCUUGUAUAUACAGCGCUAGAAGGGUCAGUGACUCCCGAGUUAAGAGUGGCCCGUGCUCCACCAUACCGUCGGGCGUGAUCACUUUGGGGAAGGAAGUAAUUUUGGGCGAUGAGAGCUGUAAUCAUGAGAACCUCACCCAACCUUAAUUCACAAUAUCAAAAUGGAGGACACCCAACCCAACGAUCCAAUUGCAGAGCUCAUUACAAAUUAUCAUGAACUUAACAGUUCCAUCAUCGACGAGCUCGACGAAGAACCGAGCCCACUCGAAUUUAUGAGAUAUGUCGCCCGAAACACCCCCUUCGUAGUGAGAGGUGGUGCAGCCGACUGGCAAGCAACACGAACAUGGACAGUCGACUAUCUAAAGGACUUCCUCGGCGACGAGCUAGUCAACGUUGCCGUGACUCCAGCGGGCAACGCCGACGCCCCAACCCCUUACACCUCCCCCGACGACGGCAGCACCACCCUCGUCCUCGCCAAACCCCACGAAGAAGACCAACCCUUCAGCACCUUCCUCGACUACCUCACAACCCCCCCAACCCCAACAGGCGCCCCCCCUAGUACCAACAAAAAAGAAACCCGCUACGCCCAAACCCAAAACGACAACCUGCACCACGAAUACCGCGCCCUCCUCACCCACGUGCCCGCCACCAUCCCCUGGGCGCGGAUCGCGCUUUGCCGCAGCCCCGACGCCGUCAACCUGUGGGUGGGCAACGGGGCGUCGGUGACGGCGCUGCACCGCGACAGCUACGAGAACGUGUACGUGCAGGUGGCCGGGCGCAAGCACUUCGUGCUGGUGCCGCCGGCGUGCCAGGCCGGGGUCGCGGAGAGGGCGCUGCGGUCGGGGGUUUAUGUGCGUGCCGGUGAUGGGGGAGGUGGUGGAGAUGGGGAUGGGGAUGGGGAGGACAGGGAGAAGGGUGGGGAGGGGUUGAGGUUGGUGCUGGAGGAGGGGGUUGAGCCGGUGCCCUUCGCGACGUGGGACCCUGAUAGGCCCGAGGUGAAUGCAACGCCGUAUUCGAGGCUGGUGCAGCCGAUGAGGGUGACGCUGGAGCCAGGGGAUAUGUUGUAUUUGCCUUGCUUGUGGUAUCACAAGGUGUCGCAAAGCUGCUCGCCCGAGGGGGUGUGUAUCGCCGUCAACUACUGGUACGACAUGGACUUUACCGGGCCCCUCUACCCACUGAGCACAUUCGUCAGGUCAGUGUCAAAUCAAAGAAAGUAGCACGCAGAACCACGGCGAUGCGGCGCUUGGACAGUUGAUAUUCCAACACCAAGGCAUUGCGA
Messenger RNA from Chaetomium fimeti, 1290 nucleotides. Its product is annotated as cupin-like domain-containing protein. Gene Ontology annotation, molecular function: 2-oxoglutarate-dependent dioxygenase activity. NCBI's taxonomy places the organism in Eukaryota, Fungi, Ascomycota, Sordariomycetes, Sordariales, Chaetomiaceae. The transcript has 4 exons. Bases 173 to 1228 code for a protein of 351 amino acids. The record is from RefSeq and is a predicted model, not a curated record.